AUGAGUGGCUCUGGCAAACUCCCCAACAUCGCUACUGACGCUGUUCUUAAACAGUCGGUGCCAAUCCCGGACGACUUUGAAAAAGUCCAGGGUAUGGACUUUUCCCAGGACUAUGCCUACAACUCCAGAGCCACCGACUUGAUCGCUUCCAUGCGUAACAUGGGAUUCCAAGCGCUGUCUGUGGCGUCUGCCUGCGACAUUAUCAACGAAAUGAAUUCAUGGAGAGGGAAGUUUAAGGAUGAGUUGCCUGAACAUGAGCGUGGAGGUGAGUUUGACGACGAAGGUCGCCAGAAGGCUACAAUCUUCAUGGGAUUCACCUCUAACUUGAUUUCCUCGGGACUCAGAGAAACCUUGAGAUACUUGGUCCAACACAAGAAAGUGUCGGCGAUUGUGGCCUCCGCUGGUGGUGUAGAGGAGGAUUUGAUCAAGUGCUUGGCUCCAACUUACAUGGGCGACUUUGCAUUGCCAGGCAGGUCCUUGAGAGACCAAGGGCUUAACAGAAUUGGCAAUUUGCUAGUUCCGAACGAUAAUUAUUGUAAGUUUGAGGAGUGGAUAGUGCCUGUUUUGGACAAAGUUUUGCAAGAGCAGGAGGAGGCCAUGGAGAAGUUGGGUAAAGAUGGGUUGAACGCAGACUCUGCUGCCAUCUGGACUCCUUCCAAGUUGAUCGACCGUCUUGGUAAAGAGAUAAACGAUGAGCUGUCUGUGUUGUACUGGGCCCACAAAAACAAGAUCCCUAUCUUCUGUCCCGCCAUUACUGAUGGCUCCAUUGGAGACAUGUUGUUUUUCCACACCUUCAAGGCAAGCCCGCAACAAUUGCGUUUGGACAUUGUUGCUGACAUUCGUAAGAUCAACUCCAUGUCCAUGGAAGCCUCUCGCGCCGGUAUGCUUAUUUUGGGUGGUGGUUUGGUCAAGCACCAUAUCUGUAAUGCUUGUCUCAUGAGAAACGGUGCAGACUGGGCAGUUUACAUCAACACGGGACAAGAAUUCGAUGGUUCUGACGCUGGUGCCAGACCAGACGAGGCGAUCAGCUGGGGUAAAAUCAAGGCUGAGGCCAAACUGGUAAAGGUCUACGCUGAUGUGACUGUGGUGUGGCCGUUGAUUGUGGCUGCGACUUUUGCAGCCAAGAGACCAUAA
Candidozyma auris is the source of this 1134-nucleotide messenger RNA. Its product is annotated as deoxyhypusine synthase. Gene Ontology annotation, cellular component: cytoplasm. Gene Ontology annotation, biological process: peptidyl-hypusine biosynthetic process. Gene Ontology annotation, molecular function: deoxyhypusine synthase activity. The record is from RefSeq and is a predicted model, not a curated record. The transcript has a single exon. NCBI's taxonomy places the organism in Eukaryota, Fungi, Ascomycota, Pichiomycetes, Serinales, Metschnikowiaceae. Bases 1 to 1134 code for a protein of 377 amino acids.